Molecule: messenger RNA, 2464 nt
Organism: Babesia bovis T2Bo
Lineage: Eukaryota; Apicomplexa; Aconoidasida; Piroplasmida; Babesiidae
Product: putative threonyl-tRNA synthetase
Exons: 6
Coding region: 98-2458 (786 amino acids)
Biological process (GO): threonyl-tRNA aminoacylation
Cellular component (GO): mitochondrion; cytoplasm
Molecular function (GO): ATP binding; threonine-tRNA ligase activity
Source: RefSeq, a predicted model, not a curated record
GCAAAUUCCUCGUCACAUAUUUUUAACAAUUCUUUCCAUUGUUAUUAAAAUUUGUGUGUGUUGUUACCAGGGAAGGGUUCAUCUGUGUCCCUCUUUGAUGUUCCCGUUGCUGCCCGUAUUCACUUCAGCUUUAUUUCUGAGGGUUCCGGCCGUACAUGUACGCCCACGUACUUCGAUAGUUAACAGGUUCGCUGUUGGAUUUCAAUCCCAUUGCCCCGAGUCAUCAUUCGCACGAUUAUUUCAUCGCAUGGGUACCAUGGUGGACAAAUCAGUAGCAUCGGCUGAUGACCGUGUUGUCAAGGAUCCGGCUUCAUUUCAGCUACAAAAGAAUCCUGAAUUCAUCAAAUCUCGUCUUGCCAUUUUUGAGGAGCUGUACAACCGUCAGCAGAAGCGCAUUGAUGAAUGUGAAAAGGUGGACAUUAUUAUAAAUUUGGAAAUUCCAGACAAGCAUGUAGAGCCAAUAACUGGGAAAUCAUGGUUGACAUGCCCCGCUGAUUUGUUGAAGCAUUUGAGUAAAUCAGAAUCUCAGGGCAUUAUUGUAGCUGAGAUACGUCCAUCUACUAAGCUUGUAGAGCAUGUAGCUGACAUUGAGGGUGACGGUGAAUAUACUGACGAGUGGUUGAUGUGGGAUCUUUACAGGCCAUUAGAAUGCGACUGUACAGUUAGAUUCCAUACCUUUGAAUCUCCCAAAGGCCAGCACGUAUUUUGGCAUUCCUCUGCCCACUUGCUUGGUUCUGCUCUUGAGACUCUAUAUGGAGCGUAUAUAACUAUAGGUCCUGCUCUAAGCCAGGGAUUUUACUAUGACUGUUACUUGGGCAACAACACCUUCAAGCCUGAUGACAUGGCUUUGAUAACUGAGCAAGUGUCUACUGUAACCAAGACCAAGUCACCAUUUCAACGCUUGGUUUGCAGUAAGGAGGAGGCUUUAGAGUUGAUGAAGCACAAUCCUUUUAAAGUGGAGCUCAUUCGCAAGAAGGUGCCUGAUGGCAGCAGCACUGUUUGUUACCGUUGUGGUGAUUUUGUUGACCUUUGUCGUGGCCCACAUCUACCUUUUACUACAUCGGUUCAUCACAAAGCGAUGACGGUGACCAAGUUUUCAUCGUGUUACUGGUUAUCUAAGAACACUGCUGACUCCCUGCAGCGUGUUUAUGGGAUAUCGUUUCCCAAAGAGGCACAAUUGAAGGCUUACGAGCGUCGUAUAGAGGAUGCCAAGGCCAAUGAUCAUCGUUUGCUUGGUACUACUUUGAACCUGUUCCACUUUGACAAUAUUCAUUCUCCCGGUUCUUGUUUCUGGUUGCCAAAUGGCGCCAAGAUUUACAACCGCUUGGUUGAUUUUAUGCGUGAGAACUAUCGUUUGCGUGGAUACCAGGAGGUGAUUACUCCCAAUAUAUACUCUUGUGAGCUUUGGAAGACAUCUGGCCACUACGAUAACUACAAGGAGAACAUGUAUAUGUUUACUGUUGACGAGGCUGAAUGGGGAAUGAAGGGCAUGAAUUGUCCUGGUCACUGCUUGAUGUUCAAGCACAUGAACCCUUCUUAUAGGCAGUUGCCUUUACGUUUUGCCGAUUUUGGCGUUUUACAUCGUAACGAGCUUACUGGCAGUCUUAGUGGCCUCACUAGGGUUCGCCGGUUUCAGCAGGAUGAUGCCCAUAUUUUCUGUACUCCUGAACAGAUUAGUGCAGAGGUCCUGUCUAUGCUUAAAUUUAUUGACGAUGUUUAUUCCUUAUUCAAUUUCGAGUACAACUUUAAGCUUUCCACCAAGCCUGCUAAGGCCCUUGGGGAUGAUGAACUUUGGAACAAGGCUGAAGCUGGUUUACAAGAUGCUUUGGAGAAAUGUGGUCGUCCUUGGACUCUGAACCCUGGUGACGGUGCCUUUUAUGGACCCAAGAUUGACGUAAUUCUGCUGGACAGCUUAGAGCGUGAACACCAGUGUGGCACUGUUCAGUUGGACUUUAAUUUACCCAUUCGAUUUAACUUGGGUUACCGUGACAAGGACUCUGAGGACAAUACUGACUGCAAGCGCGGUUACUCUCGUCCUGUGAUAGUCCACAGGGCAAUCUUUGGUUCUUUAGAGCGCUUUAUCGCCAUUGUCAUCGAGCAUAUGAAGGGCAAGUUGCCAUUUUGGCUAUCUCCAACUCAGGUUGCCGUGCUUCCCAUAUCAGACAAGCACCUUGAUUAUGCCAACAAGAUUUACCGCAAGCUGCUUCACCUCGGUUACAAUUGUUAUGUUGAUUCCAGUGCCAACACGAUGAACAAGAAGAUUAAGCUGAACCAGGCUCAGCGUUAUAACUACAUGUUGAUUCUUGGUGACCGUGAGGUUGAGACUGAGACGGUAUCUGUCAGGGCCAUGGACUCCCAGGACAACGAGGUGCUGACUUUAGAGCAGUUGUAUGCCAAGCUGGCCGAUGAAGCGGAGUCUUACAAGCGCAACAUCAGUUGCUUCCACCUGGAGGAGUGAGUUCAC